UGCAUCAUGUGUAAAUUUCAUUCUUCUUCUAAAAGCCUUCACUCAUAUUAACACCUUCCUCUGCUUCACCUCUCUCACCUGCAUUCCAUAGCAGGUUGAGAAGUUAACACAACUUUCUCUUCAACUUUCAUCACUUUCACAUCAUCAAUGGCCUGCUUAGAACUCUCCAAACAGGUAAAGUUCAAAGAUGACACAGAAGAGUUAACUCUGGAUGGAAGCGUUGAUUGGCACGGUCGUCCUGCAAUCAGAGCCAAAUCUGGGAGAUGGGUUGCCGGAACCAUAGUGCUGUUGAACCAAGGUCUGGCAACCUUAGCAUUCUUUGGAGUAGGGGUGAACCUAGUGCUAUUCCUGACAAGAGUGAUGGGGCAAAACAAUGCUGAUGCUGCAAACAAUGUUAGCAAGUGGACUGGCACAGUAUACAUCUUCUCUCUUGUGGGUGCUUUCCUAAGUGACUCUUACUGGGGAAGAUACAAAACUUGUGCCAUCUUUCAGGUCAUUUUUGUGAUAGGCCUGGUGUCCUUGUCCAUUUCAUCAUACCUCUCCUUGAUUAGGCCGAAAGGUUGUGGAAAUGAAACUAUUUCAUGUGGGAAACAUUCAAGCUUGGAGAUGGGGAUGUUCUACCUCUCAAUCUAUCUCAUUGCUUUGGGGAAUGGAGGGUAUCAGCCAAAUAUUGCUACAUUUGGAGCUGACCAGUUUGACGAGGAGCACUCUAAGGAGGGUUACUCAAAGGUUGCCUUCUUUAGCUACUUCUACUUGGCUUUGAACCUUGGUUCACUCUUCUCAAACACAAUUCUAGGCUACUUUGAAGAUGAAGGAUUGUGGGCACUUGGGUUCUGGGCGUCUGCAGGUUCUGCUUUUGCUGCCCUUGUUUUAUUUCUUCUUGGGACCCCAAGAUAUAGACACUUCAAACCCAGUGGCAAUCCUCUUUCAAGGUUCGGCCAAGUCCUUGUUGCUGCAUUAAGGAAAUGGGGAGCUCAUAUGACAUCAAAUGAAGAGGAUCUAUAUGUCAUGGAUGAAAAUGAAUCUCCCACUAAUGGCAACAGAAAGAUUCUUCACACCGACGGAUUCAAGUUUCUGGACAGAGCAGCAUUUAUAUCUACCAGAGACGUAGAAGACCAAAAAAGAGGCCUUCAUAACCCCUGGCGUCUCUGUCCUAUAACUCAAGUUGAAGAAGUGAAGUGUAUACUAAGACUUCUUCCAAUUUGGCUCUGCACCAUAAUCUACUCAGUGGUUUUCACACAAAUGGCUUCUCUUUUUGUAGAACAAGGGGCUGCCAUGAAAACUACAAUUUCCCAUUUUAGAAUACCACCUGCAAGCAUGUCUAGCUUUGACAUCCUCAGCGUAGCUGUCUUCAUUUUCUUCUACCGUAGAGUGAUUGAUCCACUAGUGGGACGACUUAAAAAGACAAGUUCCAAGGGUCUUACUGAGCUUCAGAGAAUGGGGAUUGGGCUUGUUAUAGCUGUAAUGGCAAUGGUUUCAGCUGGAAUAGUUGAAUGCUACAGGCUUAAAUAUGCAAAAACAGGAUGCCCCCACUGCAGUGGGACAAGCUCUCUAAGCAUCUUUUGGCAAAUUCCUCAAUAUGCACUAAUUGGAGCUUCUGAAGUUUUUAUGUAUGUAGGCCAGCUAGAGUUCUUCAAUGCUCAAACACCAGAUGGUUUAAAAAGCUUUGGAAGUGCCCUUUGCAUGACGUCCAUCUCUCUUGGGAACUAUGUAAGUAGCUUACUUGUUAGUAUCGUUAUGAAGAUCUCCACCGAGGAUCACAUGCCAGGGUGGAUCCCUGGAAACUUAAACAGAGGUCAUCUAGAUAGGUUUUACUUCCUCUUAGCUGCCUUGACAUCAAUAGACUUGAUCGUUUAUAUUGUAUGUGCAAAGUGGUUCAAGAGUAUACAGCUGGAAGGGAAAUAUGAAAAGAAUGAUAUGCCUGGUAGCUAUAAAGUAUAAUUUGCGAUGAACAACCAACAAAGGCUACGAUAACAGCAUAUAUAAAUAAGAGAAAGAAGGGAUCAACUAGUCAAAUUAACUUGAGCUAUAGUUGCUGUCGCAAGAAAAAGUGGCUGGUUUCGGUUAGAGAAGCCCUUUUACCCGAGUCUCUUACAACUAGUCAUUGUUUUCGUUCAGCUAACGGUUUGUUUGGUUUGAGAAAACCUUUUUGUUUUCAUUUUUGUUUAUGCAAAUAAUUACUCAGAUGUUACCUUCUCUCCAUUUAUAUCCUUGCUUUCAAAAUUUUGUAUGGCAAAUGGUAAAAGCAACAAAAUGUUGUUUUCAACCGGUUCUUGUACAAAAUUUUGAAAUCUAAAUAAAGUGGAAAUAAGGUAUCAUUUUUGUAAAUAUUUAUGAAACUGAACAUGAAAACAAUAAUCUUUUCACAAACCAAACAAAGCCCUAUAUUUUCAGUCUAUGUUUUUUUUAUCCAGGUUGUGUAAAACUAGAGUUUUUGAAGAGACAAUGACAGUUUCAGGGCCACUUUAAGUCUCCUUUCUUUGAGUCUUUGUAAGUUCCAUUGUUAACACUGAAUAUAUCAUCUUAAUUUCCGGGAUUGAAAUAUUAUUCUCCUA
This is a messenger RNA of Vigna unguiculata (cowpea), 2555 nucleotides long. RefSeq names its product protein NRT1/ PTR FAMILY 7.3-like. The record is from RefSeq and is a predicted model, not a curated record. Gene Ontology annotation, molecular function: transmembrane transporter activity. Gene Ontology annotation, cellular component: membrane. NCBI's taxonomy places the organism in Eukaryota, Viridiplantae, Streptophyta, Magnoliopsida, Fabales, Fabaceae. Gene Ontology annotation, biological process: transmembrane transport.